Molecule: messenger RNA, 4402 nt
Organism: Conger conger (European conger)
Lineage: Eukaryota; Metazoa; Chordata; Actinopteri; Anguilliformes; Congridae
Gene: spata2
Product: spermatogenesis associated 2
Exons: 4
Coding region: 386-1933 (515 amino acids)
Biological process (GO): regulation of necroptotic process; protein K63-linked deubiquitination; protein linear deubiquitination
Cellular component (GO): cytoplasm
Source: RefSeq, a predicted model, not a curated record
GCUUGUUGUAUGAAUUUGGUGGCGUCUCUCUUUUUAAGAAGGGGCAGCGGUGCAGAUUUUAAUCAUUCAUAUGUCUAUUGCUCUAUUGCUUCUGACUUUACUACAUCAAGAUCAAUUCUGGGAAUUUUGGAUGCACAUAGACUGAACUGAUGCGGUUUUUAUCGCUCUCGCUACAAUCAACUGGAGCUGUCGUCUGAAGCGGUUCCUCAGCCAUCAGCCCAGUGACCCUAAGAUGGUGUAGUCAGGUUGACCGCUCCACCGCACAGAGAGCCAUCCCUUCCCCAGCCUUCUGUGCGGGGCGGACCCCGAGAUGGUCCGGGCAGCGUGAGCGGGGUCCGGGCGGGGAUGAGAGUCGUGCCGGCCGUGGCCCAGCCCGUUGCCGGCAAUGGAUGCCAAGCUGCGAGAGGACCUGCUGAAGAAGUACACGCAGUUUCUAGAGGGCAGGCUGGAGGAGCGGGACGUGGGCUGCGAUGAGGCGGGCCUGCUGUCAGCCGCGGCCGCCCUGCUGGGGGCCUACCAGCCGGACCACAGCCCUCAGCGCUUCCGCGUGCUGCGCUUCUACGAGCUGGCAGAGAACGCCCUGCGCACCCUCCGGAGCUCCAGCCUGCAGGCCCUGGAGGUGGCCUUCACCAUGCUGGAGACCGUCUGCACCAACCUGCUCCUCUUUCCCUGGAAGAAGGAGUUCCGCCACAUUAAGACGUUCACUGGCCCCUAUGUGUACCACCUGCAGUCGGCCGUGUGCGAGGCAGAGCUGCACUCCGUGCUGCGCUCUAUGGGCUAUGUCCGAGACCAGGAGCUGCAGUACCACGUCCGCGACCACCCGGGCGGGGCGGCACACCUGAGGCUGCUGGCCUUCGAGCUGUUCCUGGCGCGGGCCGAGUGCGGCUUGCUGAGGGAGGUGGUGGCUCUGGCGGGGGGAGCGACGAAGGAGCUGGAGGCAGUGGAGGUCCGGAGGACGAGCCGGGAGGACGUGGCGGGGUGCGCCGAGGCCCUGAGACGCCGAGACGCCCUGGCGGGGGAGGUGUCGCGGCUGUCCGUCCGCCUGGCCGAGACCGAGCGCGUGCACCUGAGGAGGAGCGGCCGCCCGUCCAAGUCGGUGGAUGUGACGGACAGCGCCGGACACUGGCACCCGGCCAGCAAGCCCGUGCUGAAGGCCUCCCUCAGCCUGCGCAAGGAGCCCCUGUUUGUGGACGCCGAGGAGGACGCCAAGGACGAGAUCAUCCGGCCCAACGUGUCCCUGCUGUCCCUGGCUUCCCCGUCCCCCUACAGCCCCGUGCCGGACUUCUUCCCCGCACAGUCCCCCUCAGCCGAGCCCUACUCCUACCACCUGUCCUCCCUCGACGAGAUCGACCUGUACACCGAGCGAGGAGGGGGCCGGCAGACCCCGUCCCGGCCCCCCAGCCGCGAGCCCCGGGAAGGCCGCGAGAGCUGGGUGCCCAAGGGCCACGGGGUGCUACCCUCCCUCACCGCCAAGUGCCAGGGCUGCGGAAUGGGCUGCUCUGGCAUGGCCUCCUGCCCCAGGUGCGACAUGAUCCUGUGCCCGUCCUGCCACGCCAUGGAGCCCUCCCCGUGCUGCUGCUCGCAGGAGUACCCCAAACCCUCCCGGCCCCUCGACGGCUACCUGCCCCCAAAGGAGAAGUUGUCCGUCUACAGCAACGCCCACUCGGAGAAGCCUCUCAUGGCGCCUAAACUCUACCCCAGCAAGUCCGUGGUGGCCUCCAGCGGGGUUGGGGUUGGCGGUUCGCGGUGCGGCUUCUGCAACAAGCCCGGCGCCACGCACACAUGCGUCAACUGCUCCAAGGUCUCCUGCGAAACCUGCAUGAGCCUCUACGCAAAAGAUCUGUGCGGCCGCAAGAGCAUGCUCCAUAACUUUGUGCCCAACCACCAGCUCAAUUACAAGUCUGGCUCCAUAUCGCAUCUGGUAUACCGAUAGACUGGCAUCCACUCACAGCGCCUCUCGUGUGUUGAAUCUGAUGUUCAUACUGGAAUGCACACAUCUUAAAGCCUCCUCCUCUUGCACAGUCCUUCAGACAUGUAGACCUACAGGCUUGUGACAGCCGUCCUAUACUUUUCCUGCACCUUCUGGGUCAUGUGAUCUCGUAGCUACUUCCUGUUCAAAACUGGCCCAGUCAAACAAACCCUGGGGAGGGAGACCAGCAGCUUGGAAUAAACCCAGCCAAACUUCCAGCUGUCAGCAUUGUCCUGCUCCUUUUGAAUGUUCCGUGCCAAGCUUUUUGUCAUAGGAAAAUGCAGUGUCCCCUCUCACUACUUCUUUGACUUCGAGGGUGGGCAAUAAAGCAACAAAGCAACACACUGGAUUUCAGCAGUAUAUUUGGAAACUAUGUAUAGACUAUUAUGAGACUCUUGCGGGUAGGAGGGGUUGGGGGGGGUGGUGGGACAUGUUGGACGUUUCAGUGAGCUGCUAUCUUUUAAAAUGGGUCCUUACCAAUGACACCGUGUUACAAGUAUGGCUGAGGUAUUGCUGCCGCUGCUACUGUCGAAUUACAGAAUUGUUUGGUUACAGUCUUUAGUGAACAGUUCCGUUCAGCAUUUUCUCCCCAACUGUUCAAAACUUAGCCAAUGACAAGCUCAUCCGUUUUGGCCUCUGCAGCGAUGGCAACCUGGAGAAUGAGAAGUUUUGUGAUGAUAUAAUUAAAGGGACACAAACUGCUCGAAGGACCAUGAAACCCCAUAAGCCCUGACAUGGCCGUUUUAAAUGCGCGCGCGUGCCAGUGUGCACGUUCAUGGUGUGCUUCACACUACGCCCAGCUGAUGUUGCAUGUGCCAGGAAUUCAGCGGUUGAGUAAAAUCAGUGUUCACCAUGCGCUUUCAGUGGUUAUACCAUACCAGAUUUAAAGGAAACCUUGAAUUUAGCGCAGAGAAAGGCUCAAGAUUAUGGAAACUAGGAUUGCAAGCGUCCAGGCAAGAUGAUUCUUUUCAGUGCGUAGGUGUGGGCAUUACAUUUGGGUCCAACCCAUUCUCACUGUGAUUCUGUUGCUGUCAUAUGAGCUACAACAACCCUUACUCUACGGUGUACACCGCUGUCUGCCCCAGUCCAGAGCAAGAACUUUACACUGUAUAUAACUUCACCCUGAUAUUGGUCUAUAGUGUACACUCCACACCAAGUCGCCACACAAUGACAGACAUAUUUAAGGCUUAAUCCUUGGUGAAUAUUGGCGUUUAGAACAUCUCUGGUCUGUGUUUACAGCAUUUUGGGUUUACAAACGUUUGCAUCAGGCAUUAUGCAUUUUAAGUGGCAUCAGGUUGGCCACCAAAAUUCACAAUGCUCUUUUCCCUUUCUAUACUCAGCCCAGAUCAAACUGAAGAACUCAAGACACAUCUCCUGGUAAUUCUCAAAAGGCCGUUAUUUGAAGUAUUUUGCUUGUUCUGCAAGUAGAACAAAACUCUUCAUGAAUAUAAUCAGCAAGUUCAAAGUUCUUCCUCUCCUUUCUGGUGUUUAUUAAGGGUGUUGCACUGUUUAAUGUGUCAUUAUGCAUUUGAGGUGAGGUCAGACUUCAGUUUGCGCAUGAAUGCACCAGGUCCGCGGAGGACUUGCAUUCAUGUGCAUUUGCUGCAUUCAGUGAGUUUAUCCAAGUUGAAUCUCAUAUAAUGUUACUGAUUUUAUGAACUUAGCAAUGGUAUAUCCUUUCAGUGCAGGGUCUGAAAGUGCAUCUUCAUUAAAAUGAGUCUCUAAAGUCGGCACACACUGACUUUUAUUAUUUUUAAAAAUCAGUUUGUCAAAGGCAGGUGGCUUCAUAUCAGGGGAAACCAUUUUGUUCUGUUGAAAGGAAGCAUUUAUUUUCCUGUGACACAUUUCAGAUUUGAGAUGUUUUUAUUCGCAUCCAAAGUCUUACCUAGUAGUGCAAUGCUUUUAGCUCACACAAUGCUAAAGGGAACAUUGAGCCUGUGUUUAUUGGAAUAGCACAAAACAGAUAUGUAGGGUUUUAUACUGAGCUAUGCAACAAAACAAGAGGGCUGUAUUGAGGUGGUCAAGCGUGCCUCUACUGUACCAGUUAGCGAAAGGUUUAUACUUUAUUGUGAGGGCUAUCCGUGUUAAAAAUGACUUUGUUUUGACAUUUGUUUAUUGGCUAAUUAGCCGGUGGCAUAUGUUUCCGACUAAUGAGAAGGAUAAUGAUUUGGCUGGUUAAUUGGUUCACUUUCAACCAUAAAGUAGAAGCGUUAUAUUUGCAGUUCUGUGCAAUGUACACAAUGUAUAGAUACUGUAUACUCAUGUCCUGCACUGGAUGGUAUUUCUGUAUUUAGUACCCGCGUAUGUCUGAAAGUUAUACCCAUAGCAUUUGUGCACGUUAUCGUACGGUAAUUUGUGCUUGUCUUUGAGCCAGUUUAAUGGGCUGUCUUCCCGCCAACUCUAAUAAACAAAUAUUUAUGACUAAUUAUAUAA